GCUGCUUCUGCUCCUCCAUCACCCCCCGACCUCACUGCCAGCGGCCCGGCGUCGUCAGCCCGCACGCCCGCCAUGCUCGCCCAGCUGUCCGCCCAGCGCACGCGCUCCUACCUGCUGCAGGCGCUCAACUUUCUCUCCGUCGUUGCCACGGCGCUGGCGCUCUGGAAGGGCCUCGCCGUCGUCGCCGACACCGAGUCGCCCAUCGUCGUCGUGCUCAGCGGCAGCAUGGAGCCGGCCUUCUACCGCGGCGACCUGCUCUUCCUCAGCAUGCCCUCCGGCCCGCUGCGCGUCGGCGACAUCACCGUGUACAAGGUGCCCGGGCAGGACAUCCCCAUCGUGCACCGCGUGCUCGAGACGCAUAACUCACGGACAGACCAGCUGCUCUUGACGAAGGGCGACAACAAUGCGGCAGACGACCUGGUGCUGUACAAUGGCGCGUCGUGGAUGCGGCGGAGCAACAUCGUGGGCAAGGUGCAAGGGUGCGUGCCUUACGUCGGCUACGUGACGAUCGCUCUCAACGACUACCCCAAGCUCAAGUAUCUGCUCUUGGGCGGCCUGGGACUGUCGCUGCUGCUACAGAAGGAAUGAAGCAGCUUGCCUCCAGCACCACGCCAAGCUCCGAUCCUCUCUCUGAUGCAGCCGGACAGGCGCGUCGGCCUAGCCACCGCAUGGCCAGGCGAUGCUUGUCUCCGCGUAUGUUCAUACAUCCGCACUCGGCGAGCGCUGCUGUUCCAGCGCCCAGGACCGUCUACGCUGGUCAGCUCAGCGUCCUGUCUGCGCCAGCCAGCAAAGGGGCGCAUGCGGAAGUGCCAGCGCCAGCCACGCCAGUAGACAGUAGCUAGGUCGAGACGGUGCGUUGAUGGAUGAGGUGUGUCGAGCGUGUAGAGUGGAACAUGUGCAGAGUGAGUGGUGGGGAGGCAGGGUCGGGCCUGGAUCUAGAUGUCAGUCAUGGCUGGGCCGCCCCAGAGCGCGUCCUGGUGGAGAGGGGGAUGAGCGAGAGCGACAGCAGGCGCCGGGGGGCAUCUGUGACUCACGCGCGUCUUGAUGCUGAUCAGCUCCGAGAGAGCAGCAC
This is a messenger RNA of Tilletiopsis washingtonensis, 1072 nucleotides long. RefSeq names its product signal peptidase I. Lineage: Eukaryota; Fungi; Basidiomycota; Exobasidiomycetes; Entylomatales. Gene Ontology annotation, cellular component: signal peptidase complex; membrane. Bases 73 to 588 code for a protein of 171 amino acids. The record is from RefSeq and is a predicted model, not a curated record. Gene Ontology annotation, molecular function: serine-type endopeptidase activity. The transcript has 4 exons.